Molecule: messenger RNA, 1806 nt
Organism: Polychytrium aggregatum
Lineage: Eukaryota; Fungi; Chytridiomycota; Chytridiomycetes; Polychytriales
Exons: 3
Coding region: 1-1806 (601 amino acids)
Source: RefSeq, a predicted model, not a curated record
AUGAAUCGAUCUUUGAAGCAGAGCUCCAAGGCAAAUUCAUCGGCAAGUAGCUCUCGGGUCAAUCUGCCGACUCUUGGAGGCCUCCAUCCAGGAAAUGCCUCGGUCUCGCGCUCGGUCGCCCAAGAUAUCGGCUCCGCUUCUCUCCAGGUUGAAAGUACCGAUGAAAUAGUCUCGAGUUCGACAGACCGCAUUCUGCCUCGGUUAUCAGAUGCCAAGCGUCCAAGGAGCCCGUCGCAGACGACCUAUGACCCCAGGGGCUUGCACAGUGCAUCUCGAAGCGAGCUUAAGCCUCCCUUGUCGCAUCCCAGCAGGGUCAGCAGGUCGCGGCUCGGGCUGUCGUCCAAGUCUCCAUCCAAUAUCAGCUUUGUUGGCAGCGCAGCAUUGGAUCUCGAGAAAGAGCUCGACAAGAAGCUCUUUGCGCCAUCACACAAGAAAUUGGCAGCCGAUGCCUCCACCACAAGUCUAUCGGAUGGGCCGGAGACGGACCUGAAUCUGAAGCCGGAGCUGAUUAUUAGGCUCCUGGAGGAUCCAAAAGUAACCCAGGCGACUCUGAGCGAGGAUGGCGGUGAUCCCGGCUCAUCUGCAGUGUCGGGGCCGGAGCAGCAGCACGCUUGGAGCCAAGUCGAACCAGCGGCAGCAAAUGGAGAUCCCACGAUGCAAACAAGUACUGGAACCGAGGCCGGCGUGUCCGAGCCUGACCCAGUGGCUGUUAUCCAGUCGAAUGCGAGCACACUUCCACAAACAGAGAAGCCAGGCCUUGAUGCGACCAACCUCGAGACCAACCUCGAGACCAACCUCGAGACCAACCUCGAGACCAACCGAUGGUACCGGAGUAGCAUUGCUCUCGCUCAGGAAGUCACACAAGCCGACACUGCGAUGGAUGUGCCGGUCAUAAACGUAGACCGAGCCCCCGACCUCGAUAAAAGUCAACCGUCCGAGGAAGAUCAACAAGCGGACCUUGAUGACAUUCGAUGGCAGCAGUCUCGCUCCCAGAGCGUCGUUGCGGUACCGUCUCGGUCUCAAAGUGUAGUUUCUAUGCCGUCUCGCUCUCAGAGCGUUGUCUCCAUGCGUCGAUCGCCCUCGGCAGUAACGUUUGUGACAGCGGUGGCGGUCUCGCGGAAGCAGGCUAUUCCUGAUCACUACAUACCUCCAGGGAUCAUGGCACCCGAAGUAGAGAAGAUUGAAUCGAUCGAGCGAAAUCUAGAGCACGAAAUCCUGUCAAAGACACGAGAGUGCUUCGAGCUUCGUCUUGACAUCGAGGCUCUGCAGAAGGAACAGAGCAUGCUGAUGAACCACACCGAUCAUAUGCUCAAGCUGAUACCAGAGGUUAUCACCGAGACAUCCCAGCUGGCGCGCGAGCUCAUCAUCCUGAAUGCCCCCAAUAUGAAAGCCCAGCUGGACGAACUCCGGUCAAUAUCGGAGCGGUUUCAGCCCGGCUUGUAUGACCAACUGGUGGUGCCGCACAGCACCAUGGGAUUGGGGCAGUUGUCUCGCCAGAGCAUCAAUGUGCUGGGAAACAAUCCAUCUGCGUCUGUCCUGGAUGCUCGGGGUCUCGCUACUUCAUCCAGCCUGAGCAGACAUGGCUCGCGGUCUUCCACAGCAGGGGCGUCCGCAAAGCAUCGCGAUGCCGGCUCUGCGCAUUUGUUCCAGGGCCGAGACAGCCACACACGGAGUGGAAAUCUCCUGGGCAUCCAGGGAUCACAGGCGUCGAAUAUGAACCUCCUGGCGCCGAUAUCAUCGUAUCCGACCGAGGACCAUGGUAUAUACGGUAAACGGAGGAAUGUAUAUCUUGGAAUUGACAAGUGA